Vollenhovia emeryi is the source of this 497-nucleotide messenger RNA. Its product is annotated as mitochondrial import inner membrane translocase subunit Tim13. NCBI's taxonomy places the organism in Eukaryota, Metazoa, Arthropoda, Insecta, Hymenoptera, Formicidae. The coding region runs from base 193 to 465 and encodes 90 amino acids. The record is from RefSeq and is a predicted model, not a curated record. The transcript is spliced from 3 exons.
GACUUCGUCCGUGUGAACGGGGCUGCAGUGCUGCACCGGGCAGACUUCACGUGGUCUCGUUCGCGCGACCGGCGAGGUGAGGUUAGUACGGUUCAUGGCAGCGGUUCCGCGGGCGAAGGGCAGCGUUUUCUUUGCGAAUAUCCGCUCUAUCGCCGCAAAUCGAGAUACAAUCCGAGAAACCCGGAAAAAACAAUGGACACGUUGACGGCGGGCAGCUUGUCGGGUUCGCAGCGGGACGAGCUUAUGCAGCAAGUGAAGCAACAAAUAGCGGUCGCCAAUGCCCAGGAACUCCUCACGAAAAUGACAGAAAAAUGCUUCAAAAAGUGCAUAGCCAAGCCGGGCACCUCGCUUGACAGCUCGGAACAGAAAUGCCUGGCAAUGUGCAUGGACCGGUACAUGGACUCGUUUAAUCUUGUGUCGAAAACGUAUAGUGAACGACUCCAAAGAGAACGUAACAGAAUGUAAAUACGUUUGUGGAAAUAUAUUGUUGCUUGUUA